This is a messenger RNA of Vitis riparia (riverbank grape), 1552 nucleotides long. Its product is annotated as GDSL esterase/lipase 1-like. NCBI's taxonomy places the organism in Eukaryota, Viridiplantae, Streptophyta, Magnoliopsida, Vitales, Vitaceae. The record is from RefSeq and is a predicted model, not a curated record. Gene Ontology annotation, molecular function: hydrolase activity, acting on ester bonds. The coding region runs from base 48 to 1229 and encodes 393 amino acids. The transcript has 5 exons.
AUAACAAUUGAAAGUAAGGAUAACAGAUAAAGCAAAGCAGGCUGAAAAUGGCAAGUUUCUGCAGCUUCCACAUGAUCCAUGUCUUGCUGAUCUUCUCUUCAUGCCUACUUAUCCCAACCAGCAGCCAAAGUCACCCCCAACAACCUCCGAACCAUGUGGCCUUUUUCAUCUUUGGGGAUUCACUUUUGGAUCCUGGGAACAAUAACUACAUCAACACUACAACUGAAGAUCAGGCAAACUUCAGGCCAUAUGGGGAAACCUUCUUUAAGUACCCUACUGGGAGGUUUUCCGAUGGCCGGCUUAUCCCUGAUUUUAUUGCUGAGUAUGCAAAACUCCCACUUAUUCCUCCAUAUCUGCAGCCUGGAAAUCAUCAAUUUACUUAUGGGGCCAACUUUGCAUCUGGUGGGGCUGGUGCUUUGGAUGAGAUUAAUCAAGGAUUGGUGGUAAACCUCAACACACAGCUAAGGUAUUUCAAGAAGGUGGAGAAACACUUGAGGCAGAAGCUAGGUGAUGAAGAAUCCAAGAAACUGCUGCUUGAAGCUGUCUACUUGAUCAGCAUUGGAGGCAAUGACUACAUAAGCCCCUUGUUCAGGAACUACAGUGUGUUUCAGAUCUACUCUCAUAGGCAGUACCUAGACAUGGUGAUGGGCAAUUUGACAGUUGUAAUCCAAGAGAUAUAUCAGAAAGGAGGAAGGAAAUUUGGGUUCGUGAACAUGGGGCCAUUGGGCUGUCUACCAGCCAUGAAAGCAAUCAAACUCCAACAAGGAGGCGCUGGUGAGUGCAUGGAAGAAGCCACAGUGCUAGUUAAACUACACAACAGAGUUCUUCCUGAGGUCCUCCAGAAGCUAGAAAGCAAGUUAAAGGGAUUCAAGUAUUCAAUAUUUGAUUUCUAUACUACUGCUAAGGAAAGAAUGGACAACCCUUCAAAAUAUGGUUUCAGAGAAGCGAAGAUAGCAUGCUGCGGUUCGGGUCCCUACAGGGGUCUGUACAGCUGUGGAGGGAUGAGAGGAACAAAAGAGUACGAGCUAUGCAGCAAUGUCAGUGAAUACAUGUUCUUCGAUUCAUUUCAUCCUACUGACAGGGUCUACCAGCAGCUGGCUGAAUUAGUAUGGAGUGGAACUCACAAUGUGAUAAAACCAUACAAUUUGAAACAAUUGUUUGGACAUAGUCAGGAAGAGAUACCAUGCGACCAAUUUGAGCAUCUUCCGUAUACUAGCAAUGUGCCAUAGAACAACUGAGCCCCAUAAGUAUUUCAUUUUUCUCAAUCUGUUCAGCAUCGUUCACCUAGUAAAGGGGCUCAAUGUUUGGUGUCUUCUGAAUGAAGGUCUUGUUUGGGUAAUUCAACAAUUGUUGUUUGAAGCUUUAUAGGACUCUGCUCCAAAUCUUGAUCAAUUCUCUGCUUCGAUCAAGAUUUGAAUUUGAACUGUCCUAUAUAUCUUUUUGUGAGAGAUUUGUCAUCUGAAAUAACUUCUCAAUGGAGGAAGAGUAGGAAUGUGUACUUAAAAAAUUAGAACAAGCAGAAUAAUAUGAGUUUCAUCAUUUCUCAUCAUCA